Puccinia triticina is the source of this 1455-nucleotide messenger RNA. RefSeq lists its product as uncharacterized. Gene Ontology annotation, molecular function: ATPase activator activity; double-stranded DNA binding. The record is from RefSeq and is a predicted model, not a curated record. Gene Ontology annotation, cellular component: transcription factor TFIIH holo complex; transcription factor TFIIH core complex. The coding region runs from base 1 to 1455 and encodes 484 amino acids. The transcript has 11 exons. Gene Ontology annotation, biological process: nucleotide-excision repair. NCBI's taxonomy places the organism in Eukaryota, Fungi, Basidiomycota, Pucciniomycetes, Pucciniales, Pucciniaceae.
AUGGCCAGCCUCCGAUCCACGACGACCGUGCCAGCAAACAGCUCAAAAUCGUCGACUGGAGACUUCACCUCAGCACUCUACGCCUUCCUCAAUGCCUUACCCAAGCUCACCCUGGCUCGACUGUACAACACCCCCGCCAGCUGUCUCGCAAUCUUCAGGUUGUUACCGUUGAUCGGCAGGCAUCUGGUCCUUAACAUGAUAUGGUCCGAAGAUCCGAUUAGGAAGUCAGAAGUAGAACUUUGGGCAGAUAUAAACCGGCCGGAAUGUAAAACACAGCUCGACGACAGUCUUACAAAACUGUUUCGAUUGAAUAUCAUCGAAGAAUCAUUCACUUCGUCAUCCGAUCGACAUAAUACUCAAGCUACUCUGAUCCUAAAUCGCUCGUUCCAGCAAAAUUUCAGGCGCGCGUUAACGGGAGGGGGCAAUCAUUGCUCGUUUGGCGUUCCUUGUAAUACCUCUCCCAAAUCGGUAGUUCCCAUUGACGAACUGGAUCGGUAUGGUACCGAAAAAUGGGAGACUAUUCUCCAUUACAUGGUUGGUUCCCGACUGCCAACGAAGCCGAGUCAUAACAUUCUAACUUUACUAGGCCAAAGCGGCUUGAUGACUUCCACAGACCCAAGGUCCCUCCAUAGCUUGAAAAUCACAUCCAAAGGGUUCGGGUUUCUCUUGGAAGACGUUAACACCCAGCUGUGGGACAUCUUACUCCAAUAUCUUAAAAUGACGGAAAGUCACGGACUUGAUAUAGUCGAUGUCUUGGCAUGCUUAUUUAUGCUAGGAAGUUUGGAAUUAGGUCAGGAAUAUUCUUUUUCGAAUUGGACCUCAACUCAAACCCAAGUACUCCAAGACCUGGUAGAUUACGGUUUGGUACUUGUGACGGCUCCAGAUCGGUUCUAUCCCACUCGAUUAGCUACAACUCUAACCUCGACAGCCCCUCCUCUGGUCUCUGCUGAAAGAUUACAAGAAGAGCACGGGUUCUUGGUCCUGGAAACUAAUUAUCGAAUCUAUGCAUACACCAGUAAUCCAUUACAGAUAGCCGUUUUAAACUUAUUUCUGUCUUUGAGGUAUCGGUUUCCAAACUUGGUGGUAGGAGCGGUAACAAGAGAGUCGAUCAAGUCUGCGUUAUCAAAUGGGAUCACGGCCGAUCAAGUGAUUAUGUACCUGCAUACUCAUGCCCAUCCACAAAUGAGAAAAGUCGAGCCCCUUUUGCCGCCUACUGUCGUUGAUCAGAUUAGGCUGUGGGAGCUAGAAAAAAAUCGAAUCCAGGCCCAAGAUGGGUAUCUGUAUCAAGAUUUUAGAACAGCUGCAGAAUAUGAUUCAACCCUUCAAUACUCUAAAAAGCUGGGGAUUGUUUUGUGGGAACAUGCUGGACUGCGAAAGUUUUUUAUUGAGUGUGAUGGUCAUGCGGCUGUGAGGGAGUUUGUUCGGCGUGGGGGUGGCUCAAACGGUAACAUGUAA